Molecule: messenger RNA, 1314 nt
Organism: Pseudomassariella vexata
Lineage: Eukaryota; Fungi; Ascomycota; Sordariomycetes; Amphisphaeriales; Pseudomassariaceae
Product: ICE2-domain-containing protein
Exons: 2
Coding region: 1-1314 (437 amino acids)
Biological process (GO): endoplasmic reticulum inheritance; septin ring assembly
Cellular component (GO): cortical endoplasmic reticulum; perinuclear endoplasmic reticulum; endoplasmic reticulum membrane
Source: RefSeq, a predicted model, not a curated record
AUGUGGUGGUUCUUUCGCAUCGUCUCCAGCUCCAUCUUCCUGCUGAGCAUCGUCCUCUCGAUACCCAUAUCCUUCGAUGUAGGCGGACGCGAUAGCGGCCUGGCGUACAGCCUGUCGCUCUUCAUAUUCUACUUCCUCUACAGCUCCAUUCAACUCGCAACUCCCGAGAGGUCGCGCGUACGAUGGAGUCUGGGCAAGAUUAUGCAGACGGCACAGUGGGUCGUCAUACCCUCUCUGCUGAUCUGGUCGUUACACCGCUUCGCUGUUGAUGCGAAUAGCACCGAUUGGGUGUCGAGGACGGUUAGCGGGCUUAGUGUGCGUAAGCACAAUACCUGGUCGGACUAUUUCUUUGGGAAUGGGGGACUAGUGGAAAGUGUGUCAAUUGGCGGUUGGGACAAGACACUGCGAUACUCGAGUCCAGUCUUCCAACUUCUAGAGGGUUUCUGUACCCUGCUGGUCAUCCAGGCAGCCGGUCAAAUCACCAAAUGGCUGGCUAACAGAGGGAGGAGUGAUACUUGGGUGCUGAUCCUCCUCAUCAUCUCUGCGUCCGUCAUCGCCAGCGCUGUCUACUUCCUUUGGCGGGUAGCUCUAUUCCCGUCCAUCAACAACAUCGAUGCUACUCUCAUCGGCGUAACGGUGACCUCGACCGUCUUCCUGUGUGCUAUGGGUAUAAGCACAGGUCGCGGCAACCCCGUCGAGUCGUCACUUCUUUUCGCCUAUGUUGUUCUCUGCAUAUACCAAAUAUUCACAGACUACGUCCAAUCAGCAGAAGCGGCAAGAGCCGCUGCCGAGCAAGCUGCUAGCCAACCCGACUUUCCACCACUCCCGCCCAUCAUCAUGGCCAGCUACUCGACCCUCCUUCAUAUGCUCGGCUCAUUGCCUUCGGCCGUGUACUCGUCUCUGAGCUUCCUGCACGCCGCAUUCCAGACCAUUGCACCAUCCGUCAUGAUCUCCCUCACUUACCGCACCAUAGUAUUCUACUGCGCCACUCGCAUCAUCCCAGCGAUAAGGGAGUCAGGCGCCCGGGCUCUCCUAGAUGAGCCCACUCUAGAUGAUUCGGACGGUGCAAACCGCUUACUAGGCUUCUUGUCCUGGUUUUCACCUUCACUUCUCAUUGCCGUUUACACCAGUUUGUUACUUCAACACUUUUCGACAAAUGGGGACGACGGUUGGACCCUUCAUGAUGGAGACGCAGGGGGUAAUGUCUGGCGUUGGAUCAACGUGGCAGGAACGAUGGGGUUGUAUGCGAUCGAGCUGUAUAUCGGGCAUGACGAUGUGGAUGGCGGCAUGGUGAACCACUGGAAGUCGGACUGA